Messenger RNA from Owenia fusiformis, 2806 nucleotides. The record is from the annotation of a GenBank genome assembly. NCBI's taxonomy places the organism in Eukaryota, Metazoa, Annelida, Polychaeta, Sabellida, Oweniidae.
GGUAGACUAAAAUCAGGGGGAAAUAUUUGUCGGAAUUUAGUGUUGAUUGUCGAUUUUCUAUGAAAUUACCGAUAUAUCGUCGUCAAAUCAUGCACAAGGUUUAAUUAGAAACCUCCAGACAUUACCUUUCUACAAUAGCUACAAUUUCUGAGAUGGCUGAGUAUACAAGUAUAUUCGGUGGAGGGGAGCUUAGUCAGCCGAUUGGAGCACCAAUCUUGUCCCCUAAAAGAUCGUCAAAGAAGAAAAGACGUAAACUCUUUGUUGAAACUGGUAUGUUUGGUGAUGGGGAGCUCAGCCAACCAAUGGAAACAGUUGUCUUCUCAUCUAAUAGCCAGGCAAAGAUGCAACAUAAAUCAUCUGAAGAUAUGGUUUCAGCAUCACAUAAUAGUUGUCAAAACGAUUCAGAAAAUCUACAUCCAAGCUCUGGCCAUCAAGAACACGAAGAAAAGACAAUGUUCAAAUUGGGCAAAAGAAAGCAUACACAUUCCGAAUCAUCAGGAACAGGAAAAUCUGAAACUUCGCAGUCGAAAAAGAUUGAAGAAAUACACCAUGAAGGAACAGUUGAUAAUCAAAGUACAUCAACUAAAAAACAUAAAAAGAAGAAAAGGAGCCACAAACGUAAAGAUAAAGGUGAAGAGGAAAACAUGUCUGUUGAAAAAAUCAAAACAGGAGAUAAUAUGUUUAAAGACAUAUCAAUAUCAAACAAGGAUGAUGAACCAUCUACAACAGGUAAAGUUAAAAAGAAGAAACAUAAGAAGAAGAAACAAAUGAGUGUGGAAAGUCAACUGGAGAUAAAAAAUGACACUCCUGAGUCUGACUUAUCCAUUGAAGCGUCCGAUGAGUCACAAAGCAUUAUACAUGCAACACCUAAAUAUUUUUCUUGCGUUUCGGUCAUGAAUCAGUCACCAAAACCUAAACAUUCUUCCGCUGUCAAGAAUCGGUCACCAAAACCUAAACAUUCUUCCGCUGUCAAGAAUCAAUCCCCAAAACCUAAAAACUCUCCAGUUAAGCAUGAUGUACAAGAAGACUCUUUGUCAGAUAUGUUUAGUGAUUCUGAUGAGGAUGAUAAGAGCGAAGAUAUGGACUCAGGAAACCUAUUUGAUGACAUUAUUCAGGAAAUUGAUAAAUCAAUAAAUGAGAAUGUUGAUGACGAAACAAGUAUUAACAACCAGGAAAUGGCAGAAAUUGUAAAUCAGACCAGUGGCUUAUCUGAUCCUGAACAAAUGUCAUGCAACAAUGGUAAAAUAAACAUAAAAGAAAAUGAACAAGAUCAACAAGAAAUACAUAUUAGGAAGCAUACAGAAAAAGUCAAAAACGAGACAAAACGAGAAACAGAAAUUCGUAUCUUUACUCCUGAUGAUGUUGAGAAGGCCAUAGUUAGUGCUGGAGAUAAAUGUGAUAUUUUAGAUGUAUUAAACAACAGUGUUUUAAGCCAUCGUACACCAAAAGCUCUUAAAGUACUGAUGAAAACCAAGCCAGAUUUAUUCAAAGGACACCCAAAAAUGAUGAAGGGAUAUUGGCAGCACGCAGAAGUUGAACAGCUUGAGAAAAACUUCAAUGCUUUUGUAAAGGAACACAAUGUGACAAAUCCAUAUGAUUUACUCAAACACAAGGCUCUUAAGAAAGGGCCAAGAAAAUCAUAUCUUAUGAACCUCAUAAGAAGGGAGAACUUCUACAUUAAGCUUGCAUUUGGAAUUAGGAGAACUUUGUAUUGCUGCUACGUCAAGGCCAGGACAAUGUUCCAUCCACUUCAUCACAAGGGAAGAAUGAGUGAUGAAAAUAUUAAAAAGCUAAAGGUCCUGCAAAAUGAAUAUGGUAACAAAUGGACCGUGAUUGGUGAGAAAUUGGACCAUAGUGGAUGGGCUUGUGUUAGUUCUUAUCGUUCACAUUGUUCUAAAAAGAACCAAGGAAUUUGGAGUAAAGAAGAGGAAAUUCAGUUGGUCCAGGCCAUCAAAGAUGAACUUGAGACUGAAGAUAUAGAAGAUCUGUUCUAUGGCUUGCCGUGGGAGAGUAUAGCAGCUAGGCAUCCUACUAGGGAUCCCAAACAAUGUGCACAGAAAUGGGGGACCCAAAUAUCUUUUAAAGGAGGUUUGAACUGGAUCAGAAAAUAUCAAAUAACAAAUGAAGAAAAGAUUCAGAUUAUAACCAGGGUUUAUGAGUGCCAUGCAUAUUGUGAGGGUGAACUUGACUGGGAAUCUAUGCAUCAUGAACACUUCAAGGAGUCUAUCCCUUCUCCAAUGAUACUCCAAAGACAAUGGUUUAAACUGAAAAGUACUGUUCCUCAGUACAAAAUCAAAGAUUUUCAAGAGAUUUGUGACUACCUGCACAACAGUUACUUGCCACGGCUUAAGGCUACUGGCACACGGAAGAAAUCCAGGGGUUCAUCAGGGAAAACUCAUUAUACCAGUAAUGAAUUCAUAUCCGACUCUGAUUCAGACUCAGCAUAAGGAGAACAAUAUCUGCAGUAUAUGAUGUAUAUACAGAUUGAACAUGAAGCCUAGGUACACAGGAUUUCUUCAGUUGAAUAAGUAGAACAAAAUGGAGUCAAAAUAUGAAGAAAAACUAUAUCUGUUCGAGCCUGUAGUUGAAUACAUGUACAUGUUGCAAACAGAAUUGUAUUUGCAAGUUGAUAAUUCAGGCUCAGGGAACAGAAAUUUUAUCCUACAUUAUGUUAAAGAAAUCUGAUGGAAUUAAGAAUAGCAGUGGAAUAAAUGUACAUCAAUCAGAAGUGAAUAUGAACACGAUUUUGUUUUAGACUACUUUUUGUGAAGGGAGUUGGCAACCGGUGUCUGUAACAAAUGACAGG